Molecule: messenger RNA, 2324 nt
Organism: Homarus americanus (American lobster)
Lineage: Eukaryota; Metazoa; Arthropoda; Malacostraca; Decapoda; Nephropidae
Product: gastrula zinc finger protein XlCGF8.2DB-like
Exons: 2
Coding region: 375-1445 (356 amino acids)
Biological process (GO): regulation of transcription by RNA polymerase II
Molecular function (GO): RNA polymerase II cis-regulatory region sequence-specific DNA binding; DNA-binding transcription factor activity, RNA polymerase II-specific
Source: RefSeq, a predicted model, not a curated record
UCAUCAGCAGUACCCUGGUAACUUAUCAGCUGUACCUCAGUCACUCAUCAACUGUACCCCGGUCACUCAUCAGCCGUACCCCGGUAACUCAUCGGCUGUACCCUGGUCACUCACCAGCUGUACCUCAGUCACUCAUCAACUGUACCCCGGUCACUCAUCAGCCGUACCCCGGUAACUCAUCGGCUGUACCCUGGUCACUCAUCGGCUGUACCUCAGUUACUCAUCAACUGUACCCUGAACAGACGCCGGUGGCCGUAGAGGGCGGGGCGGAGGAGGAGGGAGCCAAGCACCAGCCGUCCGCAGUGGGGCGGCGGAGGCGUCCGGAAGGAGACACCAGGUGGAUACGUCAGGAACACCCCUGCAGGGAGUGCCACAUGGUGUUCAGUACACAGAGGAAGUUUGACUUACACUUUAGCCACGUGCACCUGGGCGUGGCUCCCUGGCAGGGGGAACACACCUGCGACGACUGCGGCAAGACCUUCACCCAGAAGAUCAGCCUCAACGUUCACCGCAUGUUCAAGCACGGAGCUCCGCGCCGCUACCGGUGCAAGAAGUGUACGUACGAGGGCCCCACCAAGCAGUACCUCAAGCGCCACAUGAGGGUACACACCGACGAGCGGCAGUACGUGUGUCCCGAGUGCGGCAAGGGUCUCAAGACGGCGGAGUCCUACAGGAACCACCUGGUGAUACACACCAACGAGGGCCGCUUCUUCUGCGACCUGUGCAGCAAGGCCUACAACCACAAGGGGGCCUACGAGGACCACCGCCGCAGCCACCGGGACGACCGCGACUACGCCUGUAACUACUGCGGCGCCGCCUUCAAGGCUUACAAGCACGUGGCGCGACACAUACGGGCCGUUCACCUCAACGACAAGCGCUUCGUCUGCGACGUGUGCGGGGCCCAGCACAUGACCGGCUUCAACCUGAAGGCCCACCUCAAGAAACACGGAGACAUAUCCGACCUGCCGUACGUCUACCGGUGCAACGGCUGCGACGCAAAGUUCAGGGGAGCCGAGGGACUCAAGACGCACAUGAGAGUCGUGCACGCCGCGACCGUCUCCGUCCCCGAAGAACGGGGCAAGACGUCUCCGGUCAAGACCAUCGUCACGCCCCACCCGACCCGUCGGCCCGUCAGGUUCGAGUACUCUCGCAUAUCCGGCGGCUCGCCGGAGGCCAAGACGGAGGACAACGUGGAGACCAUCUACAUAGAGGGAGACACCUACGUGAUCUACGACGGCAAGAACAACGACGUGGUGUACGAGGUGUACAGCACCGUGGGUCAGGAGGAGCCAGAGCUGUCCGACCCCCUGUUGACCCCGGCGGAGUCGGGAGGAGAGCGGGUCAUUAACGUGUUCUCCUGCGUCGUCUGCCACACCAUGUUUACCUCCGAGGCUCUCCUACACCGACACCGGGAGGACGUGCACCCCAAGGAGGCCGCCCAGUAGUUACCCCACCGAGUGUUUGAACCAAUCGCCACAAGACCAAUUACUGAACUGAACAUUGACCUAAAUUAUGCCCCAAUUGACCUGCAGGAUCUGUUAACCUAACCUAACCCCGUAGAUAGCAUUAAGGUCUUAAAUCAUCGGGUAACUGGGGUGUCUAAUCUUCACGUUAUCCAUUAUUUCAUCCGAGGUUAGCGGUAGGUUAGCAUUAGGUUAGAUUAAGUUAAGUUGGGUUAGGUUAGGGUGCUUAUGGGCUUCCUAAUCUUCACAUGAUCCAAACCAACGACAUGAACACACACAAGGAAAUAUUUAAUAGAGGCAGAGUGAGUGAGAGAGAGAGAUAGAGAGAGAGAGUGAGUGAGAGAGAGAGAGAGAGAGAGAGAGAGAGAGGGAGAGAGAGAGAGAGAGAGAGCACUCAUUAUUCAGUAGUGAGUGUGACAAGGAGACAAUGAUCCAAUGAGUAGUUUACGGGGACAAAUGAUGUGUUAGUGAUGGAACCUGGAAUAAAUUAGUUUGAUAUUACGCAAUAUAACUACAGUAUGGGGUCGGACAAUUUGCUGACGAUAAGUGACGAUGUUUUGGACAAUUUGCUGACGAUAAGUGACGAUAUUUCUAAAAAUUUGUUGGUGAUGAGUGACGAUAUUUUAAAUGGAUCUCAGAAUAAAUCAGUUGUGUAUUAUUGAACAUCAAUGUGGAAUGAUUAUUUUCCCUCAGACCAUUUUUAAGUAUUUUUAUUGAGGGCAUAAAAGUGAAACAUUCUUCAACAUCUUCUGACAUUAUAUUGUAUGUGUGUUUAUUUUAUUAACAAUGUUUAAACUGUGUGUGUGUGUGUGUGUGUGUGUGUGUGUGUGUGUGUGUGUGUGUCCUCAACACCUCUCUGAC